Molecule: messenger RNA, 4052 nt
Organism: Podarcis lilfordi (Lilford's wall lizard)
Lineage: Eukaryota; Metazoa; Chordata; Lepidosauria; Squamata; Lacertidae
Source: the annotation of a GenBank genome assembly
AUGGGGAACGACGCGUCUCUUUCUUCGCGGCUUCCCCUCCUCUGGCAAGGCCACUGUGGGGAGCCCGCCCCCUUGUCACUUUCAGGCAGCGAGUUCCUGCUAAAGGCGCUUCUGCAGACUUCGGAAGUGCGGAAGCCCCGAGAAGAGAGCCUGUCAAUCUCACGCCCUAGCUUUUGACAACAGAAGGAAACUUUAGGACAGGAAAGGAAAAACGGGGCGCAUUUAAGUCCCCUCCCCGCUCUGUUUUUAUUUAUUUAUUAAACGGUGCUUUACGAUCGUUUCCUUGGAGCAAACUAGGUACCCCCCUUUCUGGAGGUUUAGUGAGGGACUUGGCGAGGGUCGGGCAAAGGAAAUGAUGUGGUUCUUGCGCGGGUGGGGGGGGGGAGGUGUUUGUGUCACCAUUCGCAAGAUCCUAUGGAUAAGCCCUCCUUCCUUCCUUCCUGAUCUAAGGGAGCGAGAGUAUGUGCGCGUGUCAGUCACAUUUUUUUUAACGAGAUCUUCUGGAUAAACUGAGAAUCUAAGCUCGCCACGGCGCACCACGCCCGUCCCUCUCCAAACCAUUGUUGUCAUUUAGUGAAGGAAGCCAACAGCUGGAGGAGAGAUUUCCUGCCUCCCCUCGCCCCCCCCGCCACAAAACGUAUCAGGGAGAAAAGGAAUAAAAACGCAGGCGAGGGGCUGGUCCAAAGACCUUGGCAGGGGGAUCCCCCGACCCACCCACCCACGCAGGCCUACGAGGGGCAGGCAGCUGUCAUCAGGAGGACCCACCCCCCCCUCGCCCCAAGACUAGAGGGUUUUCUCAGGCUCUUUUUCUGGAUGAGGACGCCUGGCGCUGGACUAAGCAGCUCGCCAGAGCCUUUGAGUUUCUGGAGAAAGCAUCAGGGGACGGGGAAAAGGAAAGAGAAAAGGCAGCGCGUGUGUGCGCGCUGGUGUGUCACGUCACGGCCGCCUGGCACCCUCCCUCUCUCCCUCCCUCCCUCCCUCCUUCUCAGACACCGCAUAAAGAGCUGGCUGGCGUGUGCCGGAGGGGCACCGAGGGCCCACGUGACCGCCCCUCCCAGUCGGCAUCCCCGGGGAUCGGCACUUUGUUCAGGAUGCUGCCGCUCGCCGCCCCCAUUGUGGACUGAAGAUCUUGAGCAUCGCCGACGCGGAGGGGGCUGGGCGAGAAAGGCCGGCUGGCUGCUGGAGGGGCGGGGGCACCCUUCGCCGUCCCGACGGGGCGCUCGCUGGACUAAAAGGGGGACAGGGAAACGGGGGGGGGGGAGGCGCCGGAGGGGGGUGCUGGGUGAGGACUGGCGGCGGAUCGUCUCCCCAAGGCAAAGGAGGGAGCCGAGGCGAUGGGCGAAGCGCAGACCGACUAGUAGGGUAAGUGGCUGACUUGGACGCGUGCGCCCAGCCCCGCGUGGAUGCUUGUUUUGGGUGGGUGGGUGUCUGCGCGUGUGGUCCUCCAGGGGGCACAUGCCGGGUUGGGGGUGGCCCCGCGAGGGAACCCCUCUGCUGCUGUGUCCCUCGAAGGGCCAGCAGGAUGCUCUCCAGCCGAGGCAUCCAGCCCAGCCCACGGCAGCUCCGCGGAGAGCCUGGCAAGGAGGGGCUGCGCCGGAUCCUGGUACAUUCUGUUCGGCGGCGCUUGCCAAGCGGACGGAGGUCCAGGCGGGCUGCUUGGCGGGGCUGCUGCGUCCCAGCUGCGCCUCCGAGGGCAGCGUGUCUGCUCCGCGAGACGGUGACUCAGCCUAAGGUCAGCGAUGGGUGGGAAUUGGGCUGGGAGGGCGGCCCCCUUGCUCUGUCCCGUCCAGGCUGGCAGAACUUGAGAGCACGAGGACGAGCCCGGCUAACUUCUGGAAGAUUAGGAGACUUGCAAACUCAGGCUGAGCGGUGGCUGGUGCCUCGGCUGGAGAGCAUCCAGGGGCUGGAGGGAGGGAGGGAGACUAACUAACAGCGGAGCUGGAGCCAAUGACAGGUCGAGCCAACUAAUCCUCGCUUUGUCCUACCCCCUGCUGAGUCCGACAAGGGGACGGAGACCGAGGAGGAGGAGGAGGAAGCAGCAGCUGACAGGCUGGCAACCCCCGGACAGCCUGCAGGUUAGAAGACGGGCAAGCGAGGGAUAGCUAAUGGAGCAGUACAACAGCCGCCCAGAUCACUGCUGAGCAUGCAAUCCUAAAAUAUACGCAAGCUGCUGUCAUAGCAUCAUAGAACUGUAGAGCUGGAAGGACCCCAAGGGUCCUUUAACCCAACGCCCUGCAAUGCAGGAAUCACAGCGAACCCCGCUGACGUGGGCACAAGCCCCACUGAAUUCAGGAGGACUUCCUCCUGAGUAGGCUUCGUUAGGCUGGCCGCCUUAUUAUGAUCAGACGCAGACAAGCUGCCUGUAUGGGCUGCCCCCCCCAAACUCUGAGUGCUUUCCAUCACCUGCGAAUCCUCCUUGCCUCCGCCCCUUCUCUCCUGUGUGUAUUUGACACUUUCCCCAAUUCUGGCUACCCAGUUGUGUCACUCAACAAUUUUAUUUUGGGCUUGGGCUGCCACACAGGAAAAGCCACGUGGAUGUGCAGGAGGGGAGGCUGAGCAGAGAGAAGCCCCCUGGUUCAGCAUGGGAGACAUACUUCUGCUUCUGUCUUUGAUGAUUCCCCACCCACCUCUCAUGCCAAGGGGGUGUGUGUGCCGGGAUUUACUAACUUGGGGUAAAUCAAGACAGGAUAGGAUUUUACCAGUUAUAGCUGCUUUUCCGGCAAAGGUAACUUGGGACAUCACAUUAGAGCAAGUGGCACCAAGAUGCUCAAGGUGGAGUACAUAAUUUUCCCCUUCCCAAUUUUAUCUUCACAACACCCCUGUGAGGUUGGUUGGGUUGGAAGAUGGCGACUGGCCACAGGUCACCCCAAUCAGCUUCCUAGCUGAGCUGUGGAUUUGAACCCUAGUCUCUUGGUCCAAGUUGGCAUCUAGUCACUCCACUCUACUCCAUACACUGCACCACAUUGGCUCUGCUGCAGCUCUGUACAUAAAGUUUUUAGAUCCAAGGACAGGAAAGUCCAAUAUGUCUGCAGUGAAUGCAUGUGUUGGAAAGAUGAACUCAUAGCCAGGGAUCUGAGACUGACUGUACAGAUUGUCACGUAUUGUGAGCUGUGCUAUUAAGAAAGUUCCUCUUCCCGCAGCACAUAGUUAAACUACUGGCUCUUGUAAGAGGCAGUGAUGUGCACCAACUUGGUGAAAGGGGAUUAGAGAAACACGUGGAGGAUAUGUGACCACUAGCCACAAUGAUCUCCGUCUACUGUUGGAGGCAGGCUCUCACAUUAUUAUGGCAUUUAGUCUCCUGCAAUGUGAACAGCAGGAUCAUGUAGUUCUGCCCCACAAGGAGGUUUCAGACUUCGCCCCACCUCACUUUGUGCAGAAAUCCCUGCUGUUUUCACAAUGCAUGCACAACAAAGAUCUGUCGCUGUUUAUUUGUAGCAUCCAAAACCCCUCCAGACAAUGAGUCUCGUGUGCCAGUGUGGCAUCCCCAGUCCUAAACACAGAAUGAGCUCAGUUUACAGCCUCCCUUUUUCAUCAUCAGCUCUACAGGCCAAGAGGAUAUGAGCUUAAAGCUGGCUUGGCUGAUGCUCUCUCUCUGUGUGUGUAUUGUCAGAGGCUCCUGAGCAUGACACAGGGGAGAAGUCAUUUCUGGUAAUAGUCUACCAGGAAAUAGGCCAAAUGGUCAUUGGGCUGGGCUGUGGGCGCUAAAGGGGAGGAAGGAGAGUCUGUGUAAUCAUCAAACGGUAUUCCAAUUCCUGAGGAAGCUGAUAAAUCAUAAGGAACAAGCAUGGCUAACAAUGAACGCGGCUCAUUCUUCCUUUGGAAAUCAGGCUCCCUGUGUUUUGUUUCGGUUUUGUUAUGGUAUGUGCGUGUGCGUGUUUUACUGCUAGUUUGCUCUGAGCUGGGUUAAGCGGCUUUAGCAAAAAAAUGUGGGCUUUGUUGCUGUUGUUACAUACAUAACAGAUACACACCAUGCCUCUGAUAACAGGCUGCUGUACAGACACACUAAGCAAGAGGCAGUCUGGUCUUCAGAAAAUUCAAGGAUCCGCAUCUAG